This is a messenger RNA of Xiphias gladius (swordfish), 2582 nucleotides long. RefSeq names its product p53 apoptosis effector related to pmp22 (gene perp). Gene Ontology annotation, cellular component: membrane; cell-cell junction. The transcript is spliced from 3 exons. Gene Ontology annotation, biological process: cell-cell adhesion. The coding region runs from base 359 to 916 and encodes 185 amino acids. Lineage: Eukaryota; Metazoa; Chordata; Actinopteri; Istiophoriformes; Xiphiidae. The record is from RefSeq and is a predicted model, not a curated record.
CGCUCAACUUAACUUCACUUACCCCGAGAGGGACCGAGUUUACCGGUAAAAAUCGUUGUUUUUUUUGGUGUUUUUUUUUUCUGGGAGUCGGGACUCGGGUUGAACAGGCGCGUUUUCUUUCGGGGUGUAACACGACACAGUGGGAGGGGCCGGACCUGACCUGACUCAGCUUCUACACCCAGGCCCUUCAGGUCACUAAACAGGUUGCGUUACGCAUUUGGGUGGGGCUUUUGCCUGGUACCCACUCUACACCCGCGGACAGGCGCCAAAGACACCGAACAACCGGACGGAGUACGCCGCGGUCGCCAGCUGCUCGACACUCCUCUCCUCCCCGCUCCACGCACUCCGAUCGUCGGUCAUGUUUCGCUGCGGGAUCGCCUACCCUCGGUGCAGGUGGAUCGUGCCCCUGCUGCUGCUCUUCGCCAUUAUUUUCGACAUAAUCGCCAUCGCCGCCACCUCGGGGUGGGUCGAGGACAAGGACGCCAAGUCUCACUACGCCAGCAUGUGGGACCAGUGCCGAGGCAGGAAUGACAAGUGGGAAUGCAGGUCGCUGACGGAGUUCUCUUGGGCCCAGGCAGUGGCUGCUCUGAUGAUCAUCGGCCUCCUCAUCCUCAUCAUCGCCUUCAUCAUCUCCUGUGUGGCUCUGUGCUGCUCGCUCAACAUCAGUCUUCUGCCAGUCAUAGGAAUACUGUUGAUUGUUGUUGUGGUUUUCCAGGUCAUUGCUCUGAUCAUCUACCCCGUCAAGUUCAACGAGCUGAUCUUCGAAGGUCACUAUUACUACACCUGGGCCUACGGCUUCGGUUGGGGUGCCACCAUCCUCUGCAUCGGCUGUGCUAUUCUCUUCUGCUGCCUGCCCCGCUAUGAGGAUGAGCUCACCGGCCUGGCUAAGACCAAAUACAUCUAUUCCUCGGCUUAAAGACAAAACCCACCCACACCCACCCAAUUGCAGCCAUUUCCAAUUUUCACUCUGACCUGGAUCUGGGGUGGCCAUUAAACAUUUUUACAUCGAACCAUUUCACCAAAGAUGGCUGAGCUAAGUUAAAUUUGGUUCAGCAGUGGAAAACCCCUCCUCUUAUCAUUCGAGAGUGAAGUUACAAGCGAAGGGUGAUUCUUACAGGAAGUGGACUGUGAUUGGAUGUUACAUCUGCUUUAGUGUACAGACCUCUAUUUUAGAUUAAAGGUGGAGUAAGCGAUUCUGGGAAAAAAAAACAGUUGAUAUGAACUCAACGCAAAACAAAUGCACCCCUCCCUUCAGUGCUCUUUCAGAAGCGCAACCCCCGAAAUUCAUGGACGCGACACAAUGGUGGAAUCCAGAGCAUCUUAUACGGCCUGGAACUGGAUGCCCUUUCUCAUAGCUGAAGCAAAACAAACCUUAUAAUAUGAAAUAUCAUCAAACAAAGAACAUGCGAACAACACAACCGAGUACAAACUAGUAGGAGUUAGUUGUUUAGGUUGUUUUUUUACAAAACUAAAGUGACAGAAUCGAGGACCGUAGAUUUAUAGCUAAGAUGACAAGGAAGGUAACUUUACCUGGCAUCAAUCCAAAUAAUCCCACUGUGGUAGCAAAGUUCUGUUUUCUAGCUUUUUGUGGCUAUAAAACCCUUUGCACGUUCAGCUAACAGGUCAAAACAAUUCUGACCCGGUAGAAGUUCCGUCUCUGCACUCGCCUUAACGCCGCCGCCGGACUCUCCUCUGCAGUCCCAAUCAAUCCAAUUCAAAACUCCAGGCGGUCUGGCGGCAACAGAACGGUAGACUGGUCCUUCUUCUUCCCCUGGUAAUCCGUGGCUAUAUCUGUUAACAUGUGCCAGAUGUACCCUCUUGUGCCCCCACUGCUCCCCUCUUUUCUUCUUCUUUUGCUUUGUCCUGUGCACGAGCAAAACCACCCCCCCCCCUGCUGCUGAUUGGCUGGGAUAGCGGAGCCAAUUCUAUUUGGUUCCCAUUUACAGAGCCAGGGCUGUGUACUGAGCCAGAUUUGAUCUCAGCACACACACAACGGACAGCUAGCAGACUGCGUAGAGAUAUUCACUGAAUUUGACAAAAAGUGUAUUGGAUCAGAAUCGCUUACUCUACCUUAAGUCGGCAUCAUAAAUGGUUUUAACCAUGGUAUUUUUUUCACAUUCAGCAUUUGAGGAAAGCAUAUUCCUCAUCUGUAGUUUUAACCUGAAAUUCUUAAUGCAAGAUCACCCAAGUGCAAUUAACCUAAGGGAUGUCAUCAAGUGCAAAGCACAGCCUUAGCUUCAUUUAUCUUAGAUGUUAUAAAACCUUGGUAAAAGAACAGUUCAGACUAAAAGUUUUGCACAGGAUGCAAAAGGAAUCAUUAUUCAUCAUCUGGUUUUGUCCUGUGUGUUCAAAUGAAUUUUCUUAACUCUUUAGUGUGUGUCUUUUAUUCUGUAUUUUGCUUUGCAUAACGUAAGAAGGAAGCAAAGGCUUGGGCUCGGAAUCUGAAUGUAAUCUAAACCUAUGGAUAUGUAUAUGUAGUUUAACUUUUUUGCACCUUUUUUAUGCAUUUUCUGAUAAUUCUCAUCUGCUGUCUCCAGGCUUUUGUAUUCUUAUUGACUUAUUAGUAAAGAGGUAUAACUGUG